This is a messenger RNA of Nymphaea colorata (pocket water lily), 1984 nucleotides long. Its product is annotated as dehydrodolichyl diphosphate synthase CPT3-like. Gene Ontology annotation, biological process: polyprenol biosynthetic process. NCBI's taxonomy places the organism in Eukaryota, Viridiplantae, Streptophyta, Magnoliopsida, Nymphaeales, Nymphaeaceae. Gene Ontology annotation, cellular component: endoplasmic reticulum. Bases 775 to 1623 code for a protein of 282 amino acids. The transcript has 2 exons. The record is from RefSeq and is a predicted model, not a curated record.
UUGCGCCAUCAGUCAUAAAGAAAUUUCUAGAGAGAAAAGGACGGUCCAGGGGGUUAUCGCUAUCUUCUUUUAUUGCUGUGCACAUAAAUUGGUCGGGCUCUUAUUUUUCCCGCACGCAGGGGAUUCGAGUGAGAGAUAUGCCGAAGCUGGUCAUCGUCAAGUUUACGUUCCCCCUUACUUUAUUGUCUUCCAUGAAAAAUCGGAAAAACUCCAUUUAUGUGCUUGUCUUAUAGAAGUGCAGCUUUUUAAAUUCUUGCUUCUUGCUGUCAUUGUGUCCAACAAGAGCUUUUCUCUCUCUCUCUCUCUCUCUCUCUCUCUCUCUCUCUCUCUCUCCCCACUCCUCCCCGCCCCCCUCCCGCUCUGGUAAGGUAACCUCUCUUUGUGCUUACUUUAGAUGGGCGCUUUGCUUUAUGCUUGUCAUAACAGUCUAUAUUAGUCCGGGACUGUGUCAGUGAGCAAUUUGUUGGUCUUAUGUCUUAUUCCUUUUCGCUACUUUCAUCCGCUUGGUUAAAAUUGGGUCCUCUCUCUCUCUCUCAUUGUUUUGACCUCUUACUAUGUCUAGUGUUGUCAAUGGAUUCACAUAGAGCGACAUGCGAGAAUACACAGUCACAGAAGGUGGUACAACACAGAGUUCACGUCUAUGUUCAGUAAUUCAUCAUGAACUUUGAAAAGUGAGAAACCGCCUCGUGAUGAGAGACCUGGUUGUGCUAGUCGUUACUUACGAUAAACAUAUUGGUAGAUGGAGAACUCGUAAUUUCGAAAAGAAUUCUAAAAAUGGAUGGCCUUGGUGAUGGAGUGUUCUCAAAGGUUUAUGUUUCUAUUUGCAAUUUUUUGCGCAAACUUCUGUGGGCCAUCUUAGCUGUUGGCCCCAUACCUAAUCAUGUUGCAGUGAUCAUGGAUGGUAAUCGUAGAUUUGCACGAACCCGCAAACUGGAGAAAGAGUAUGGUCAUAGAUUUGGAUUCCUCUCCUUGAUAUCCACUCUUCGCAACUGUUACGAGUUGGGGAUAAAAUACGUGACUGUUUAUGCUUUUAGCAUUGAUAAUUUCAAAAGGAAACCUGAUGAAGUCGGUGGGCUAAUGGAAUUGUUACAGGAAAAACUUGAGGAUGCUCUCAAAGAAGAAAGCUUUAUCAAAACAUGUGGCAUCAAGGUUUUGUUUGUUGGGAACUUGAGCCUCUUGCCAGAGCAAGUACAGGAUUCAGCUAAAAAGUUGAUGGAGGAAACUGCACAUAAUACUAGAGCAAUCUUGUCAGUCUGUGUUUGUUAUACUUCUACAGAUGAGAUAGCACAUGCUGUUCAAGAAGCUUGUGAUGAGAAUAGACUGAUUUGCACCAUGAGAUGCAAUAGUAGCGGAACCAACAAAGGGAAUUCAGAUGAAUUUCUGGUCACACUAGCAGAUUUGGAGAAGCAUAUGUACAUGGCUCAUUGCCCAGAUCCUGACAUAUUGAUCAGGACAUCAGGCGAGACUCGUUUGAGUAACUUUCUUUUAUGGCAAUCUUGCUUCUGUUACUUGCACAUUACAAAAGCACUCUGGCCAGAAUUUUCACUCAGGCAUCUCGUCUGGGCGAUUUUGGAGUAUCAAAGAGUGCAACCGUACUUGGAGAAGAUGAAGAAGAAGCUAUGAAUUGUUUCCGGCAUUCAACUAGUUGCCUAUGUACCGCCAUAUCCUCUGGCUGAGCGAUAUGUUUAAUAUCACCAUAAUCAAUCUUUGGCAAAUAGUAGGCACAAGGUUUUCUCAGUACCGGAGUUUGGCUGGCUUUUUGAAUGGCUCUGGAGGAUUUUAAUAUGCAGCAACUGUAAGCAAAGGGUGAUUAUUGGCACUUGAAAAAUACCUUGUAUCAUCACUGAAGAAACCUUCGCUAUGUCAUGGAGUCUGGUCAUCGAAUAAUCAAGCGAUUGAUUAGUAUUAGGCAAGGUUAUUAGCUUUUGUAAUGAAUCCAGCUUAUGUGAAUUAGGAGUACUGAUAAGCAUAACUUUUUGGCAUA